UUGUGACGUCACAAAACUGACUUGAAUGAAUGAAGCGUCAUUGUAGCUGCGCGGCCACGGCCUGUCUACUUUCUCCUUUUGACAGAACCGAACGCAUUUUCCCUAGUACUCGUCGCUUGAACCUCUACACCAUGACGAGAAGGCUUCUGCCCGGCGCUUUUCUGCUGCUUCUGGCCGCCGCACACUGUUCGGCUACUUUGGUAAACGACGAAGUCAAGAGGACGGUGGACCUGAGCACUCAUUUGGCUAAGAUCACCGCUGACAUUACACUGUCCAACCAUGCUCGCUACGACGUCCAAAGCUUCAUCUUAACUGUGGAUCCCGAGCUUUACCCACACAUGGCAUACAUUGGAGCCUCGGUGCCAGGUGAUGAAGAGGAUGAUGGCCAACUUGACAUUUCGGAAACCAAAAUUACCGGCUUAAGCGGAGUCUUCUUCAAAGUAACUCUACCGUACACCUUGGUUGUUGGCAGAAAGAUUAAAGUAAAGGUGGAAAUGACUUUCAGUCACGUCCUCCAGCCCUUCCCCUCAGACAUCACUCAGGCUGAGCGGCAACUGGUAGUUUUUCAAGGCAACCACUAUUUCUACUCUCCAUACCCCACCCAAAUUCAGACAACACGUGUUCGCCUGGCAUCCAAAACGGUGGAGAGCUACACCAAGCUGGGCAAUCCCACCAAGACGGACGAGAUCAUUGAAUACGGCCCAUACCAUGAUAUGCCCCAGUUUAGCCAGGAUACAAUGAGGAUUCACUUUGAGAACAACACACCCUUUCUCGCCAUCAGUAGCAUUACUCGCACCAUCGAGGUGUCUCAUUGGGGCAAUAUUGCAGUGGAGGAGACCAUUGAUGUGAGGCACACUGGAGCUGUCCUGAAGGGCCCAUUUUCACGCUACGAUUACCAGCGUCAGUCAGACAGUGGCAUCUCAUCUGUUAAGUCCUUUAAGACUAUACUUCCAGCUUCUGCGCAAGAUGUCUACUACAGGGAUGAGAUUGGGAACAUCUCAACAUCCCACCUGCAGGUGCUGGAUGACUCUGUGGAGGUGGAGAUUAGGCCUCGCUUCCCUUUGUUUGGAGGCUGGAAGACCCAUUACAUUAUUGGGUACAACCUGCCCAGCUAUGAGUAUCUCUACACGCUGGGAGACGAGUAUGCACUGAAGAUGAGACUGAUUGACCACAUUUAUGACGACCAAGUCAUUGACUCAAUGACUGUGAAAAUCAUUCUGCCAGAGGGAGCCAAAAACAUCCAAAUGGAGACACCGUAUAAAAUCAAUCGCAUGCCAAAUGAAUUGCACUACACGUAUCUUGAUACCUUUGGCAGACCUGUGCUGGUCGCUACCAAGGACAACCUGGUGGAACAGCAUAUUCAGGAUGUUGUGGUUCGCUACAACUUCAAUAAGAUUCUAAUGCUGCAAGAGCCUCUAUUGGUUGUUGCGGCCUUCUACAUCCUCCUCUUCACUGUCAUCAUCUAUGUUCGCAUGGACUUCGCCAUAACAAAGGACCCAGCGGCUGAGGUGCGCAUGAAGGUGGCUUCCAUCACUGAGCAGGUUCUGACCCUGGUCAACAAGCGCCUGGGCCUGUACCGACACAUGGACGAGGUGGUGAACCGCUACAAGCAAUCUCGUGAUACGGGCGCACUCAACGGUGGCCGUAAGACCCUCGAGGCGGACCACCGUGCGCUCACCAACGAGAUCAGCUCACUGCAGGCUCGUCUCAGGACCGAAGGCUCGGAUUUGGCUGAAAAGGUCGGAGAGGUGCAGAAGCUGGACGGCCAGGUAAAAGAGCUAGUGAGCCGUGCGAGCCAGGAGGCAGAGCGACUGGUUGCCGGCAAAGUGAAGAAAGAGGCUUAUAUCGAGAAUGACAAGUCUCUGGCCAGCAAGAGACAGGAGUUAAUUGGCCGUAUCGACAGUCUACUGGAUGCUCUGUAAACAAGAUAUCAACACUCGUCCGGCAGCCAACCCUGUGUAUGUAUGGCAACCCCGAUAAAUGUGACAAACAUGCUUUUCACAUCAUAUAAAGCCAGUGCAUGUCAUCUUGGGGCUUUAUCUAAACACUUGUGCCUUGUGUUAAACUGGAUCACAGGUUGUUGAGCUCUCCCCCUUUGUCACAUAUGCUCAGACUUUACAGUCCCUCUUGUUUAAAUCUCCACCUUUAGUUUGUUUUACUGAUUUUGGUUACAUUUUUUGCAAGACGUAAUAACUAAAUGGCCUAAAUGUUCUCUCUCAUUUUGUUGCUCUCAUACACCAAUUCUAAAUUGACAUUAUCUCAAGCGGUAAGGUGUGAUGGUUACUUAUGUUUGCCAAUUUUCUCCGUUUUGCACUUGCUGUACUAUUUUUCUACUUUUCCCUGAUGUUGAAGCUCUGAUUUUUUGACAUGUCACUUUUUUCUGUAAAUUAGCCACAUUUUCUACAUUAAGUGGUUUUGUAAGAGGUGUAUCCCUUGGGAUUAAUACAUGAGAUUUUUUUUCAAGACAAGGAGAUGAGGCAAAAAAAGCAAAACUUAAAUUUGAAACAAAAAUAAAAGUUUGAGCCGCAACCUUUUCAGUUUGAAUUAAUGAGCUUACCCAUGUCAUUUGUUUUCUUUGCUACAAAAAUCACAACAUGGAUAUAUGUAGGAGAGCCGGAUAUGUCACUGAAUUUCAAGCUUGGAAACAAUUUUAAUG
This is a messenger RNA of Corythoichthys intestinalis (scribbled pipefish), 2656 nucleotides long. It is a transcript of the gene rpn1, whose product is annotated as ribophorin I. The transcript has 10 exons. Gene Ontology annotation, cellular component: membrane; oligosaccharyltransferase complex. The record is from RefSeq and is a predicted model, not a curated record. Bases 30 to 1922 code for a protein of 630 amino acids. NCBI's taxonomy places the organism in Eukaryota, Metazoa, Chordata, Actinopteri, Syngnathiformes, Syngnathidae.